AUGAAUCAAGCAAUGGUUGCUUCACCUAGAUUGAGGGCAAAUUUUCAAUCUACUCAUUGGGGAUCAAAUCCUAAUUUCCAUUUCUACACUUGUCAAGUGGCACAACAAUCAACAAAAAUAAUAACGCAAGCAAUAAUGGAUCCUUCUUCCAGCAGCACUUCUUCACGUCCUUUGGCAAAUUUUCCAUCAACCGUUUGGGGAUACCAUUUUCUCUCCUACACUUCUAAACAAACUGAAAUUAGUAGCCAAGAACAACUUGAACUUGAUGAGUUGAAAGAGAUCAUCAGGAAAAUGUUGGUGGAAACUCCCGACAAUAGUACACAAAAACUAGUCUUGAUAGAUACAAUCCAGCGACUAGGAGCAGCAUAUCAUUUCCAUAAUGAGAUCGAAACAUCCAUUCAGAACAUCUUUGAUACGACGUCCCAACUAGAGAGUGAGAACAAUAAUAUUGAUGACAACCUUUACGUCGUUGCUCUUCGUUUCCGACUUGUGAGACAACAAGGCCAUUACAUAUCUUCAGAUGUGUUCAAGCAAUUCACUAACCAUGAUGGAAGAUUCAAAGAAAUGCUUACUAAUGAUGUCCAAGGAUUAUUAAGUUUGUAUGAAGCAGCACAUCUAAGAGUGCACGAGGAGGAGAUUCUUGAAGAAGCCCUUAACUUUACUACCACUCGUCUCGAGUUCAUGGUCCCCAGCUUGACCAACUCGCUAAAAGUUCAAGUUACUGAAGCCUUAAGCUACCCUAUUCACAAAGCUACACCAAGGGUGGGAGCAAGGAAAUACAUAUCCAUUUACGAAGGCAUUGAUGCACACAACGAUUUGCUUUUGAGAUUUGCAAAAUUGGAUUUUAAUGCGUUGCAAAAGCUGCACCAGAGAGAGCUUAGAGAGCUUACAAGGUGGUGGAAAAUUUUGGAUUUUGCAAAUAAAUAUCCAUAUGCAAGAGACAGAUUGGUCGAGUGUUACUUUUGGAUAUUAGGAUUGUAUUUUGAGCCUCAGUAUAGUCGUGCGAGAAAAAUGCUAGUAAAAGUACUCAAGAUCGACACCAUCCUUGAUGAUACUUUUGAUGCUUACGCAACCGUUGACGAACUUGUGCCUUUGACCGAUGCAAUCCAGAGAUGGGACAUUAGUGCGAUCGAUUCAUUACCACCAUAUAUGAGACCUGUUUAUCAAGCCCUUCUAGACGUUUACGGUGAAAUGGAAGAAUUAUUGGCCAAGGAAUGUAAAUCGGACCGCGUAUAUUAUGCAAAAUAUGAGAUGAAGAAGUUGGUGAGAGCCUUUCUUAAGGAAGCCCAAUGGUCGGAUGCUGGCUAUACUCCAAAUUGUGAGGAGUAUAUGGAGAAUGCACUUGUAUCUUGUGGCUAUAUGAUGACAGCAACAACUUCUUUGUUUGGUAUGGAGGAAUUUAUAUCCCGAGAAACUUUUGAAUGGAUGAUAAAUGAGCCAUUGAUAGUUCGAGCUUCCUCAGUAAUUAAUAGGAUAACGUGUGAUAUGACUGGACAUGAAGUUGAACAACAAAGAGCACAUGUAGCUUCAAUUAUUGAAUGCUACAUGAAAGAAUAUGGAGCUUCAAAGGAAGAGGCGUACAUUGAGUUUCAUAAGGAAAUCACGAAUGCAUGGAAAGAUAUGAACAAGGCAUUACUCCGUCCAACUGAAGUACCAAUGUUUGUCCUCGAACGAGUUUUAAAUUGUGCGCGUGUGAUGGAUACUCUGUACAAAGAGGGAGAUGGAUACACAAACUCCAAAGGCAAUGUUAAGAACAUGAUUAACUUGUUGCUGAUUGAAUCUGUCAAAAUAUGA
Lycium ferocissimum is the source of this 1794-nucleotide messenger RNA. RefSeq names its product sesquiterpene synthase 12-like. Gene Ontology annotation, biological process: diterpenoid biosynthetic process. Lineage: Eukaryota; Viridiplantae; Streptophyta; Magnoliopsida; Solanales; Solanaceae. The record is from RefSeq and is a predicted model, not a curated record. Gene Ontology annotation, molecular function: magnesium ion binding; terpene synthase activity. The coding region runs from base 1 to 1794 and encodes 597 amino acids. The transcript has 7 exons.